AAAGAAGAAAAACUAGUAUGUGCAGAGCCCGGCCCAGGCGGUCUGUUAGGCCCACUAACGAGACAGAAGAAAGCGUGCACAGGAGGACUUUUUAAAUCUACUACAUUCCGAUGAACAAGAACGCGUGCUUGUGAUUGUCGGCCGCUGAAUUGAAUCGGUUUAUGGAAGGCUGCUCACUUGCUGCAUAUUUGAACCUGUUUGUUGUUCGUCCGGUCCUCGCUUUCUCAUUUGUAGUUUCCUUGCUUGUUCUUGGUUGGUUUUUGGCUUGGAAGCUUCUGCUGGUUCACGUCCCCCUGGUCCAGGAGAUAUUUGGUCUUAAAAAGAAACAUCAUCUUCCCAAACCCUUAACUCGCGGCCGCUUUUCACGCUUUUACAAUACCCUUCUUCAUUCCAACGUCUCUGCUUCUUCUUAGUGCCUGCCUGAUAGCAUAAUGGCGUUGAGGCGUAUGCUUGGGUUCUCUGAUGGUGAGCUAAUGAGAUCUGAUGCAAAACCUUGCUCGAGGUUGAUGAGGCAUACUGCUGGGGUUUUUAGUGUUGGUGGAGCCUUAGGAUUUUGGAUUCUCUGUCGUUUGCAUUACGGUCCUAGAGUGAAUGUUCCUCGAAGUCUGAGGUGGGCAGGGACCGGGGCCAUCACUGUAAGCGCUGGCACAGCUUUACUGGUUCGCCUUUUUAGCCCUGAGUGUGAACCCCAGAACAUUGAGGCUUAUGACAAGAAAAAAUAAAAUAUACAUCUCUCUCAGAUCAUGACUAAACGGUACCAGUUUAUGGAUUAUGUCAAUGUGGUUUGAUUUUGUAAAAUACUAAGCAUGGAUUUCUGUCUACUUUUGCUAUGUUUUCUGCUUUGGAAUGGCCAUGAACUUGUGUGAUACACACUUUGGUUGUGUGUGUGUCAAUUGCAUACGUGAAAACCAAAUUUAGGAUCAUGCUAGUAGAUAUCAACAUGCUCGUUGCGGCGAGAAAUUACAAGGCUUGGUUUGAAUAAA
Molecule: messenger RNA, 983 nt
Organism: Helianthus annuus (common sunflower)
Lineage: Eukaryota; Viridiplantae; Streptophyta; Magnoliopsida; Asterales; Asteraceae
Exons: 4
Coding region: 432-722 (96 amino acids)
Source: RefSeq, a predicted model, not a curated record